AUGGCCCCAUUCACCCCGUCAGGCAGGACGAUCCCCUUUGAACUCCUCGACCUCGUGAUCAGCAACUAUACCCCAGAAGACGGCCCCACGCUCGCCCGAGUCGCGGGCACCUGCCGAGCGGCGCACGACUUGGCCAUACCAAUACUCUACUCCCACAUCCACCUGCACUCGGACCGGCAGCUCGAGCGGCUGUACCAGAACCUAUCUGUCACGGACCCACUGGACCCUGCUCCGUCUCCGGAAUGUGAGGUCGCUGUCCCCAUGAUCAAGUACUGGGAGCCAGAGGAGCCAACUGGCGUCGGAGCUCGCAAACUUCUCAACCUCUCAAAAGCACGAUACAUCACACUGCACUACAUCCCGAGUCUAGAAGCUGCCUCCUCGCUGGAUAAUGCUGUUAUCCAAGUGCUUGGCCCACCUCCGUUUGGGAUUCGGAGGGCCCAGCUGACGACACUCAAUGACGUUCAGGGCGUCUGCCUGGGCGCAGGCUUUGUCAGGCGUCUGUGUGAAAUUGCGACUAGCGACAACGACUCGCCACGCGACGAUAGCUCGCUCAGUGUCGAAGAAAACUACAGUCCGAGCGAGUCACAGCAUGAGUACCCGUUUAACAGCGGCCGCAACGGCACCCCAGAAUCACUUCAAGGACUACGAAAGCUUUCUCGGCGGUUGUACGACACUCCCCAGCGGUGCUGGAACCUCGAUGACCUUCCAGACGGGAUGAGUAACGAGCUCAAACUGAAAGUCAAGGGCAUAUGGGCCUACAGCCGCCUCUGGGGGGGCUACAGUUAUUGUUUCAACAGCCACUCUACGUUCCCUGGGGCGUCGCUAUCACCGUGGACGACGACCAUGGCCCAAUGGCGGCACUACAUUCACGUAGACAUGGAUGCCCCCCUGCCGACAUCCGACCUGGUCAUCGACGGCCAGGUGAUGGAGCGCCUCCCAGACGACGACAUGCUCGAUGCCCUCGCACUCGAUAUUUACAGUAUCUCGUUGGACCUGUUCUCCACCAUCGUAUGGGGCGACAAACCGCGUCGGCGGGACUUCAUCCUGUCGGGGAUCUCUGUCCAGCAGGUGCGCGAGCUGGAGCAGAAGUUUGUCGCCCUUGUUCGUGACGAAUUCGAUUACUCCCACCGUCUUAUUGUAAAGCCGAUCAAGGGGUACGAGGUCGACCCCGAUGGGAAUGACGGGGAGGACCUGCGGUACAACCGCUGUGGUCCUGGCGACCGCGACUAUGCCGUGCGCGAGCACCAGAAGCGCGUGCUCAUGUUUGACUUUUACCACGCGAGCGAGAUGCGGCGGUGCUUGACGUGUGGAAAGGGUGGAGAGAAGGAGAAUAUAGAGCACACGGAAGAGUGGUUAGGGUUCGGCUGUAGAUAG
This is a messenger RNA of Vanrija pseudolonga, 1374 nucleotides long. RefSeq lists its product as uncharacterized. The transcript has a single exon. NCBI's taxonomy places the organism in Eukaryota, Fungi, Basidiomycota, Tremellomycetes, Trichosporonales, Trichosporonaceae. Bases 1 to 1374 code for a protein of 457 amino acids. The record is from RefSeq and is a predicted model, not a curated record.